This is a messenger RNA of Tauraco erythrolophus (red-crested turaco), 412 nucleotides long. The record is from RefSeq and is a predicted model, not a curated record. NCBI's taxonomy places the organism in Eukaryota, Metazoa, Chordata, Aves, Musophagiformes, Musophagidae.
AUGGGACAAAGAAGUGGACAUCAAGAAAGAAGCAAGAAACGAGAGCUGGCACCAAGCGAGACCAUGAAGGCAGAAGCAGAUGCACAAAAUAAUAAAGAGGAAGCCGAAGAACUGAAGGCCAAAGACCAGAGGCUAACAUCAAUCUUUGGUGUGGCAGACUUGAAAAAUGGAGCUAUUGGACUGUACAACGUUGGACUGAACUGCUGUCUGAACUCCCUGCUCCAAGUGUUCCUCAUGAAUAUACACUUCACUCGGAUACUUCGAAGGAUCACAGUGCCACCAUGUGCUGCGCAGAAGAGGAGGAGUGUCCCAUACCAAAUGCUCCUGCUGUUGGAGGAGAUGCAACGUGGCAGGCAGAAAGCUGUUUCUCCCAUAGAUCUCGCUUGCUGCCUUUCAGCCUACAGAGUGAAAC